GCUUAUAUCAAAGAAACAAUACAAUUUAGUUUACUGGCAGUUUUGGAAGCUGUCAGAGUUAUUUUUAAAUCUAUAAAAUGGCGCAAGAAGUGGCCAGAGUUGCAAGACGGCUGGAAGAGGCAAAAGAGACUCAAUUUUUAGAUCUUUCCAAGUGUGAGCUUCUGAAGAUACCUGAUGCAGCCUACUUUAUGUUGAAGGACAGUGUUAUAAACAAAUGUGAUCUCAGUGGAAACAAUAUUAAGAGGAUACCAUCCAAAUUUUGUACAAAGUUUACAGAUUUAACAGAGCUUCAGCUACAAGAUAAUAACUUGUCUAGUCUUCCUGAAGAAGUGAGAGAUAUGGAGCAGUUACAAGUUUUAGAUAUAUCAAAUAACAAAUUUGAAAGUCUUCCUGUAAUCUAUGAUUCACCAAAAUUAAACACAGUCUCUGCCAAAGGCAACAAAAUCACAGGCAUUGACUUAGAAAGGUUAAGGAAGAUGUCAUCUUUAAGAGAAUUAGAUCUGCAAGAUAAUCCAUUACCAGAGGAAACUCAAGGAAUGCUGAGAGAUAUUGACAUGUUUACAGUACAUAUAGGUGAUUCUGAUCCUGUAGGCAAAGAAUUAGAAGAAGUGGAAUAAAAAUCAAAACUUUUGAACCAUAUGAUAUUUUUAUAUGUAAGAUACUUUUACAAAUCAAUAGUAUUUAAGUAAAAUACAAAUAGAUAUGUUUGACAUACUUUCUAUGAACUAUUUUGUAUCUAGUAGUUGUAAAACUGUCUCCAUAUUUAUACCAAUGACUUUCAUACAUUUAUGACACUAAGUAAAUUUCCCUAAAAAGCCAACUGACUUUCCUAUUUGAUUAUUGUUAUAAUAUGUUGAUAUAGUUAAAAGUUAUAUUUAUUUGUAUAUUUGUCAAAUCAUAUUUGGUAGGGAUGGAAAUGAAAAAAAAAAGGUGGGGGUAAAAUUGUUCAAAGGUUGCUCAAUUUCAAUAUGACUUUACAAUAUAAUGAAUAAGCUGAUUUUGCCACAGUAAUCAACGGAAGUACAGAGAGGACAUUUUGAUUUGAUUUUAUUUUCCUAUCUAGUUGCCACAAGAUAAAAC
Messenger RNA from Ruditapes philippinarum (Manila clam), 1080 nucleotides. Its product is annotated as leucine-rich repeat-containing protein 40-like. The transcript has 4 exons. Lineage: Eukaryota; Metazoa; Mollusca; Bivalvia; Venerida; Veneridae. Gene Ontology annotation, molecular function: protein binding. Gene Ontology annotation, cellular component: extracellular matrix. The coding region runs from base 78 to 617 and encodes 179 amino acids. The record is from RefSeq and is a predicted model, not a curated record.